CGCGUCUCUCAUUAGGUGGAAGACCGGACAGGCGGAGAGAGAGCACAGAUAAAGGGAGGGGUGGGCACACGAUACAAAACAACUCAAUCGUUCACCCUUUUAAAACAAACUUGGCUCGGUUCUACAAGGGUACUUUCCGUGAUGUGGAGCGUGAAGUCCUACUUGCUACAAUAGGCAUUGUAAUGACAAAAAAUAAAUUUGGAACCACUUCGGAAUUGAGCUAUUUGGAUUAAUAUCUCCUCAGUUGUGUACAGAAUUUCAGACAAGAAUCGAUCGAAGACAAUGUUGGCAGAGGGCAGAGAGUCCCCAGUCUCUUCCAUUUCUCAUGCUGAUAGUGACAAUGGGGAGGAGGAAUCGUGCACGCGCAUGGCCCUGCUAAACGGCGUAGACCAGAGUCGCCGACACCGGACAGCGUUCACGCGGGAGCAGCUCGCGAGCCUCGAACAGGAGUAUUGCAAAGAGAGUUAUGUGUCACGGGCUAGACGGUGCGAACUGGGGGCGACCCUUAACCUGCCAGAGACAACCAUAAAGGUCUGGUUCCAGAACAGAAGAAUGAAGGAUAAGCGACAGCGCCAUAGUCUUAGCUGGCCUCACCCACUGGACCCAAAUCUGUGUGCCUUUAUGGUGAGCCAGGCAGUGACAGGGCUGCCAUACCCACUGUUUCCCCACAUUCCCCUGCAACUGUACUCUCAACUGGGUGUGGCAGGUUUGCCAAGUCUCCCCGGUCUGUCUAGUCCCUACAGUGCUGGCUGUGUGAGACCAAUGAACACUGUAUUACUUCCACACUCACCCUACACCAGGAUUGCUGGGCUUCAUUCUCCGGUCCUCUACCCUCCAUUGCCCACAAUGCAGCAUCCUAAAACCUGUCCCUGCCCUUACUGCCUCCACUGGUCUCCACCAGAACAAGUACACAAAGCUAGGGUUGGAGCAGGUUUUGGGAUGAAUCUACCCAGUAGCUCAGAACCCUCAGUUGCGCUAUUAGAUUGUCGGGAAGAAAUACAUUUGCCCCAGUGAAGAAAUUGUCUUAUUUAACAGAAGGCCUUAUGUAUUACUCAUUCUUGAGUAGACAUGUAUUAGUUUAAGGUUAAAACUAAAUUCUACAAAAAGGCUCAUUUUCAGGGGGAAAGAUAAUUCAUCCAUCUCAAAAAAGGAGAACUGCAAGAGCACAAUAAAUGGAUCUAUGAAAUGUAAAUGAAAGAACACUGAUUUACCUGUGAUGCACAAAUGUUAUAGUGUAUUUUUUUAGUUUUAAUGACGAAUGUUUUUAGAUCUAAAAAAGUAAUGAUUUGGUAUUUUCUUGUCAUUUAAAACUUUGCUGCUCCAAAUUGCUGUCAUAAAAU
Hemibagrus wyckioides is the source of this 1340-nucleotide messenger RNA. It is a transcript of the gene eve1, whose product is annotated as even-skipped-like1. Gene Ontology annotation, cellular component: nucleus. Bases 283 to 1014 code for a protein of 243 amino acids. Gene Ontology annotation, molecular function: RNA polymerase II cis-regulatory region sequence-specific DNA binding; DNA-binding transcription factor activity, RNA polymerase II-specific. NCBI's taxonomy places the organism in Eukaryota, Metazoa, Chordata, Actinopteri, Siluriformes, Bagridae. The transcript has 3 exons. Gene Ontology annotation, biological process: regulation of transcription by RNA polymerase II. The record is from RefSeq and is a predicted model, not a curated record.